This is a messenger RNA of Sporothrix schenckii 1099-18, 1608 nucleotides long. RefSeq names its product hexose transporter. NCBI's taxonomy places the organism in Eukaryota, Fungi, Ascomycota, Sordariomycetes, Ophiostomatales, Ophiostomataceae. Gene Ontology annotation, biological process: carbohydrate transport; transmembrane transport. The record is from RefSeq and is a predicted model, not a curated record. The coding region runs from base 1 to 1608 and encodes 535 amino acids. Gene Ontology annotation, cellular component: membrane. Gene Ontology annotation, molecular function: carbohydrate:proton symporter activity. The transcript has 3 exons.
AUGGGAGUCCAUGUCGGUGCGCCGUCGAGCGCCGUGGCCGCGCCGGAGAAGCCGCCCAAGGGCCACUUUUUCUUUGCGCACCGCGUGUUCCCGCGGGCCACCUGGUACAAGCGGCCCAACAUGCGCCGCCUCUACAUCUACAUUGUCGUCCUCAUCGCCACCAACACGGCCAACGGCUUUGACGGCUCCAUGAUGAACGGACUGCAGACGCUGUCGUACUGGCAGAAUUUCUUCGACCAUCCGCACGGCUCGCUGCUGGGCCUGUUCAACGCGUCCAUGAGCCUCGGGUCCAUUGUCGGCCAGCUGCCCGUGCCGUACCUGAUCGACUGGUACGGCCGCAAGCUGGGCCUAUUCGUGGGCUGUCUCAUUAUGCUCCUGGCCAUUGGCCUGCAGUCGGGCGCCCAGAACUUUGGCAUGUUUAUUGCGGCGCGCCUGGUGCUCGGGUUCGGCAACACCAUUGUCAUGGGCGCGGCGCCGCUGCUGAUUGCCGAGAUUGCGCACCCGCAGGACCGCGCCGUGCUCGUCACGCUGAGCGCCUCGUCCUACCAGUCGGGCGCCUUUAUUGCCAGCUGGGUCACCUACGGCACGCUCCAAAUUCAGAGCGACUGGGCAUGGCGCCUGCCGAGUUUGCUACAGGGUCUCUGCACGAUCGUCAUUUUGGCGACACUCUUCUGGAUUCCGGAAAGCCCGCGUUGGUUGAUUUACAAGAACCGCGUGGACGAGGCCCGCGACAUUCUCGUGCGCUACCACGCCGAGGGCGAUGCCGACGACGAGUUUGUGCAGCUCGAAUUUUCGGAAAUCAAAAUCGCCAUUGCCAUGGACAAGGAGGCCAAUCAGACCGCCUGGCUCGAUCUGGUCCGCACGCCGGGCAACCGCAAACGCAUCGGCAUCAUCACGGCCCUCGCGUUCUUCAGUCAGUGGUCAGGAAAUGGGCUGAUCUCCUAUUAUUUGACCUACGUGAUGGACGCCGUCGGUAUCUCCAGCGCGCAGACGCAGCUCGGCGUCAAUGCCGGCAUGAACACCUUGGGGCUGGUCGUCAACAUCGGCCUCUCGUUUGUCGCCGACCUGUUCGGCCGUCGGCCGCUGUACCUGGCCUCCACGAUUGGCACGCUGGUGGCGUUUGUGCCGUGGACCAUUAUCUCGGCCCGCAGCGACAUUGCGCCCAGCAAAGGUCUCGCGGCGGCCUUCAUCCUCUUCACCUACCUCUACACCAUUGCCUAUGGUAUCAAGUCCGGCAUCAUGGCCAACUACACCACCGAGAUCUUGCCCUACGGCCUUCGUGCCAAGGGCUACACCUGGCUCAACUUUUGCGUCUGCCUCGCGCUCUUCUUUAACCAGUACAUCAACGGCAUUGCUCUCGACGCCAUCCACUGGAAGUACUACAUUGUCUACUGCGUCUUCAUUACCUUUGAGAUCUGGGUCAUCUGGGCCUUUGUCAUCGAGACCCGCUACACCCCCAUGGAGGAAAUCGCACGGUUCUUUGACGGGCCCGACGCCGUCGACAUUGGCGAGGUCGCCGUCGCCGGCGUCAAGGAAAGCGGCUUGGACCUGGGCGAUGCCGCAGACGUCAAGUCGGCCCAGUUGCCGGCUGUUCGCGAAGUAGAGUGA